Molecule: messenger RNA, 2784 nt
Organism: Toxotes jaculatrix (banded archerfish)
Lineage: Eukaryota; Metazoa; Chordata; Actinopteri; Toxotidae
Gene: afg3l1
Product: AFG3-like AAA ATPase 1
Exons: 16
Coding region: 118-2436 (772 amino acids)
Biological process (GO): protein-containing complex assembly; mitochondrial protein processing
Cellular component (GO): membrane; m-AAA complex
Molecular function (GO): ATP binding; ATP hydrolysis activity; ATP-dependent peptidase activity
Source: RefSeq, a predicted model, not a curated record
UGCAGUUGCUCUUAUUCAAUAACGUGUAGCAGCCACACGAUGAAGUUCGCUGGAGUAAAUUGAACGAAAAAAAGGUUGUAUUUUUGACUGAAAGUCUGGGCAGGCGGCAGAGGGAGGAUGUUUCAGGUGCUGAGGCUUCUCUCGGCGGCCGCUCUGCCUCUCUGCCGGGCUGGAGGAGCCCGGGCUCGGCUCUCCGCGCUGACGGCAGGACGGCUCUUCACAGUCGGACACCGGAGCUCCGCUGCCUCGAACUUUUUUCGGACUCCGACUAACUUCCUGUCCUGCCGCAGAUUCCAGUUAGCUCAGCGCCGACUGUAUUCCACAGAACCCAAAGAUGGAAGAGGAGGAGGAGGAGGAGGAGGAGGUGGGAAAUCAGGAAGACCAGGAGGAGGGAAGAGAGGAGGCGGUUCAGGGAAAGACUGGUGGAGCCGAUUUCAGAAGGGUGAUGUCCCCUGGGAUGAGAAGGAUUUCCGUUACAUGGCGGUCACCGUGGCCGGAGUCAGUUCAGCUCUGCUCUACUUCUACUUCAGAGAUAGCGGCAGAGAGAUCAGCUGGAAGGACUUUGUCCACCGAUACCUGGGCAGAGGCAUGGUGGACCGGUUGGAGGUCAUCAACAAACAGUAUGUCAGAGUCGUCCUGGUGCCGGGAGCCGACGCCGAUGCGAGCUACGUUUGGUUCAACAUCGGCAGCGUCGACACGUUUGAGAGGAACCUGGAGGCGGCACACAUGGAGCUCGGCCUGGAGCCGUCGCACCGAGCCACCGUCGUUUACAGCACCGAGAGUGAUGGCUCUUUUCUGAUGAGCAUGCUCCCCACCCUGCUGCUGAUUGGUUUCCUGCUCUUCACCCUGCGACGAGGACCAAUGGGUGGGGGCCCUGGCGGCGGGAGGGGCGGGCCCUUCAGCAUGAGCGAGUCCACAGCCAAAAUGAUGAAGGACAAUAUUGAAGUGAAGUUCAAGGACGUGGCUGGCUGUGAGGAGGCCAAACUGGAGAUCCUGGAGUUCGUCAACUUCCUGAAGAACCCACAGCAGUACCAGGACCUCGGAGCCAAGAUCCCCAAGGGUGCUGUGCUGUCCGGUCCCCCUGGGACAGGGAAGACUCUUCUGGCCAAAGCCACAGCUGGAGAGGCCAACGUCCCCUUCAUCACUGUCAACGGCUCCGAGUUCCUGGAGAUGUUUGUGGGCGUCGGCCCGGCCAGAGUGAGGGACAUGUUUGCCAUGGCGAGGAAGAACGCCCCCUGCAUCCUCUUCAUCGAUGAGAUUGACGCCGUGGGGAGGAAAAGAGGAGGAGGGAACUUUGGUGGGCAGAGCGAACAGGAGAACACCCUGAACCAGCUGCUGGUGGAGAUGGACGGUUUUAACACAGCUACUAAUGUGGUGGUCCUGGCUGGAACCAACAGACCUGACAUCCUGGAUCCUGCUCUGAUGAGACCGGGACGCUUCGACAGACAGAUCCACAUAGGUCCUCCGGACAUCAAGGGGAGGGCGUCCAUCUUUAAAGUCCACCUUCGACCAAUCAAACUGGACCCCAACCUGGACAAAGACAUGCUCGCCAGGAAUAUGGCUGCAGCGACGCCAGGAUUCACUGGAGCCGACAUCGCUAAUGUCUGCAACGAGGCGGCUCUGAUCGCUGCCAGACACCUGAACCCAUCCGUCAACGCCAAACACUUCGAACAGGCCAUCGACCGGGUCAUCGGAGGUCUGGAGAAGAAGACUCAGGUCCUGCAGCCCACAGAGAAGAAGACUGUGGCGUAUCAUGAGGCCGGUCACGCCAUCGUGGGCUGGUUCCUGCAGCACGCUGACCCACUGCUGAAGGUGUCGAUCAUCCCGCGGGGGAAGGGUCUGGGUUAUGCUCAGUACCUGCCCAGAGAGCAGUAUCUGUACAGCAAAGAGCAGCUGUUCGACAGGAUGUGCAUGAUGCUGGGAGGACGCGUGGCUGAGCAGGUCUUCUUCAGCCGGGUCACCACCGGAGCUCAGGACGACCUGAAGAAGGUCACACAGUCCGCCUACGCUCAGGUGGUGCAGUUUGGGAUGAGCGAGAAGGUGGGGCAGGUGUCGUUCGAUCUGCCCCGGCAGGGUGAGAUGGUCAUGGAGAAACCUUACAGCGAAGCGACGGCCGAGCUGAUCGACGAGGAGGUCAGAGAGCUGGUGGAGCGAGCGUACGAGCGAACCCUGCAGCUCGUCAAGGACAAGAAGGACCUGGUGGAGAUGGUGGGAAAACGUCUCCUGGAGAAGGAAGUCCUGCACAAGGCGGACAUGUUGGAGCUGCUGGGCCCGCGGCCAUUCGAGGAGAAGUCAACGUAUGAGGAGUUUGUGGAAGGGACGGGGAGCUUCGAGGAGGACACGAGCCUGCCGGAGGGCCUCCGAGACUGGAACCAGGAGAGAGGAGGGGAGGCCGAGGAGACGAGUCCAGCUCAGGACAAACAGCAGGCGGUGUAGUGCCGCAAUUCUCAGAUAAGACAAACAAACGCUUCACAUCCCAGCUGCAAAAAAAACUCAACUCAGUGCUGACUCAGUUGUACGGAGCCUGGGAGGUGUUGGGAGGGGGAAAUACUUCCACAAAUUAGUAAUUCAUGUCCUCAAUUGAUUUUGGUUCCUUCAGGUUAAGAACUCAGACUCUUAUUAACUUAAUUCCCUGAGCAGCAAAUUCACAGCUUCAUCUGUUUGUCCCCUCAACUCUUCCUUAAAAGUGUUUUGGUCUGAUUGAAAUUCUCGGCUCAGAGAAUGUGAACAUAUUUCUUCUCGUCUUUUUCCAAUGGGAGUACAAAAGAGGAGGAAGAGGGGGGG